GCUUCCUGAAGGAGGAAAGCUUCAGCUGAUCCUUUCAGGAGUGGGGCUAAGGUGGGGAGAGUUUCUGAGAAGCAAUGGGCCUAUCCUGGUCCUCUGAGUUCUUCAAGAGCAGACCCAGAAUUGAGGAUUUUCCAUGGUUAAUUUGGCAGAGAGCCAGGGAUGGUCAAGGCUGAAGCUGCUCUGCUGAGGGCACUCUGCUUUCACUCUGAGUGGGAAGGAAGCACAGAGGAACUAAAGAGGUUUCAGUACCAGCGCUGAACUUCACCCACACUGGAUUUUGUUUGGUGUGUGUCACUAAUAACAGGGAGAGAAAGGUCCCCUGGCAGAGCUAGAGAGUCUCACAUCUUAAAUAUCAACCACUGGCAGGGCAGGAGCCACCAAGUAUUGCUGCAUGUCAGUGGCCCCUAAGGUUUCUGAGUUCCUGCCCUCUCAACUAGCUAGUCCUCUUUCCUCUACCUUGAGUGCAGGACUGGGACAUCACUCUUCCUUUAAGUAUUUUGUUCUUGGUGACUGAAAGCUCACCUGGGGAUGCCCAGUCCUUAGGUAUUUUCAGUCAUACCUUUCAAUGGUUGAUAACACCUCUGCUAACAUCAUAAUGGUUGAAAUGUAUUCUGCUGGAGGUUUUGGCAAAAGUUCCAUCAUUUCCUAUGUGACUUAUCAUUGUUCUGACAGGACCCACAUAAUCCUCCACCAUUCCCAUACAUUGUAGCUGCCCUGUGGAUCUUCUCUAAUGUGUUUGUUCACCUCAUGGAACUGAUCUUCCUUCCCCAUUGUCCUGAGCUAAUUUCUUAGCAUCCUUAAUUUCUCAUCUUAUUAGCUGGCGAUCAUCAGGAUGAGAGGAGCCAUUCCUGGGCGGUGUUUUGAAAAUGAGUCUUGCUCUCCACACAUGAUGAACUAUUGAAUUAGAAUGAACUAGAUUCUAAUGAAUCAGAGAGAUCUCGGGAUUGGAAGGAGGAGGUGCUGAAGGCCUUCCCCUGUGUCUCAGGAAAGGCUCCUGGAAAGGGCAGCUUGGCUAUUGGUGAAUUGGGGAAGAGCUUGUAUCACAUAGGUGAUGACCAUUGUAGGUGACCCUAACAGUCCAUUCUCUGGAAAUUCUAUUGUAUCCUGGAGAGCCUGUGUCAUCUUCUGUGAAAUCACCAGUGUUGUGGCAAUGCCAGCUGUCAUUGAGGCAUUCACUAAGUGCUUAUGUUGUUCACCAACUGACAUGUCGGCAAGACUGAUCACACUGAUUGGCAGAGAGAGCCCUAGUUUCCUAAGAGGGACUGCUAGGAAGGCAUCAUCCACACCCAUCUUCCUCACUGAGCAGGAGCAGCAGCUGAACCAGGUGGAAAAACUGAAACUUCAGCUACAGAUGAUGAACAAUGACAGGAAUGAACUGCGUGAAUUCCUGGCCCAUUACAACAAUGAGUUGAACAACAGCACCCUCUACAGUCAGCACCUGAGUGAACAGACUCAGCUGAAGGAAAAAGUGAGAAUGUUGCUAGAAGACAAGAAAAAGCUGCAGGGGGAGCAGAUUUUACUACAAGAGUCCUGUGAGGAGGCAAAGAGGCUCUGUGAUGAGGCCCAUGAGAAGAUCUAUGACCCCUGGACAAGGCAGCUGCAGGAACAUCAAAGACUUGAGGAAAAUCUUCACUCCCUGAUGAAGCAGACGGAGCUGUUCACCAGGCAAAGGGACUUGGCAGUAAAGCUGCAGCAUCACUUCACUGUGUCCCAGAUGAGGUUUGAAAACCUCCAGCAGGAACUGGAGCAGACCACAGCCCAGGAAGAGAGCCUCCUGCAAAUGGAGCUGCUGGGGCAGAAACACUAUGUUCCAGCACCUCUUCAGAAAACUGAGAAGGCUGGAAGAAGCCAGAGACACCUUGCAGGCAUGACAUUCUACACUCUAGGUUCACGGCCUCCUCAGAAAAUGCCACCUCUUUUCAGCUGUGAACUCACUAGUGAGGCAAAUAUCAACCGAUCAUCAGGCCAUCCAGCCACAAUCUGAUCCACAUCACUAUUCCCAGAGAAAAGAUUGUAUCAGAAAGAGUCUGAGAUUCAGAGGACAUAUCACAAAUUACUAAGAACCUUGACAUCCAUCAGCACAUGACCCCAUUGAGGGGCAAAACAACAUGGAAGAGGACAUGUAGGUGAGCAAGAGUUAUUCAGUAGACUUACUAUCAAGGGCUCUGACAAGCUGACUCGAUAUGUGAUGGAAAUUUGACAAGGAA
Messenger RNA from Peromyscus maniculatus bairdii (prairie deer mouse), 2207 nucleotides. The record is from RefSeq and is a predicted model, not a curated record. Lineage: Eukaryota; Metazoa; Chordata; Mammalia; Rodentia; Cricetidae.